UCGAGCGCGCCACAGUCGUAUAUUUCGAGUUCUAGCAACAUGAAGAAAGCAAACGUGUGCUGGUUCUUUUUCCUGGGUCUUUUGAUUCAACCAUCGUCCGCAUUUUUUGGUUUAGGCGAAUCGUCUUAUUUUGCUCCUUCGACGGACAUUCUAACUGUCAGUGUGAUGGCUUUUUCGACAUAUUCUUCCAUUGGUUCUACAGCCAACAGCUUAACGAGCGAAACCUUUAAUUCAAUAACUCUAAGCGACUUAGCGACAAGUUUCUCCAAUACGUUCAGUGGAUUGUGCUACCAAAUGACACAGGUUUUUACCGCCAUCAGAACUGCUGCUACUGACAAAACCACAAACAUCGAUACUCUAUUUGUCACCAUCAAUGCAACGAUAGCAAACGCUACAACAUUCCUCUCAUCAAAUGAUCGAACCCUUUGGACAUCAGUGCUGAGCUCCAACACACUACCAGAUCUAACCAUCACGUUGCUAGCAUUACAAAAUAUCUCCCACAAAUUGAACGUCGAUAUCUACCCAAAGUUAAUCGCUCUUCGUGCAGCUAAUCCAAUUUCGGUGUCUCCAGCCACCAUUCUGGCAUCUCUACCACAAACACUACUAUCUGAAUUUUCCAGCACUAUCAGGCAGCUCAAUCAAUUCGAAAGUACCAUCACUCUACCCUUUAUUCAAUUCUUUGUAAAGACCGUGGCAUUAGCUAACUCCAAUCUUAGAACAUAUAUCUCAACAAUGAGCUCCAGCUACUCCACACUGGACACAACAGUCAGACAAUCAUGGGCAACGGCGUCAUUGCUUCCUGAUACCUAUACUUCGUCGACUGACUCGCUUUAUCAACCGGUGAAAACUUUGACCAAUAGCUUCAUUAAACUAAUCAACACGUUUACCGAUCUCUAUCUGGGUUCAUCGGCAGAGACAGACUCCAGCGCUGUAACCAUGCUGAUUAACAGCUACAUCAACAAUGCCACCGAGCAGACUGAGAUGAUUCUUGCCAAAUUGGACAAUAUUCGAACGAAGCUAAGCGACCAAGUUCUGCAAUCGGCCAGCAAUAUGCUGAACGUUGGUGCGCAGUCCUUUGAAAAUAUCAGCAUAAAUAUGCUUCAAAAAGUCAAUGGGAUCUCAUGCGCUUCAACACAGACCACUCAAUCGUUUAUCAAUGGAUAUUCUGCAGCGAUGGUUUCAAUGAAAGAUUGCCUAUCGGGAGCGAACUUCGAUUUGACAACACCUACCAACACUCAAAUUAAAGUUGCAUCCAGUAUACAGGCUGACGUGCGGUACUAUUUGCAGCUGUUGAACGGAAUGCUUGCUGGUAUCACCAACAACAGUCCAGUGACUACGCGAAUUGCAACGGAUGCCCAGAUAACGGCGUUCUUCAGUCAAUCGAGUGGAAUCAUCCAAACGUUCAGUCAACAAUUAGUCAACAUGUAUGUGCAGUUGGGUGCAGACUACGAUCUUCUAGUUGGACGAUCCAGUUAUUGUCUCGCAAGGAAUGAUGCCGGAUGGAAUAUGUUGGUACAGGAUUUCGUUAGCGUCUUUCAACAAUGUUGAGUAUUGU
Molecule: messenger RNA, 1555 nt
Organism: Topomyia yanbarensis
Lineage: Eukaryota; Metazoa; Arthropoda; Insecta; Diptera; Culicidae
Exons: 3
Coding region: 40-1548 (502 amino acids)
Source: RefSeq, a predicted model, not a curated record